AUGGCUACCUGCGGAACAUGCGGGUCUAAAUUCGAUAAUUAUCGGGCUCGGUUGGACCAUAUGUUCGAAUGGGAUCAUGAUAUCCCUGAAUAUGAAUGCGACAGUUGUUUUUGCUUCUUCCCCUCGUACGGCGCAGUCGUCAACCAUAUGAAUUGGAUGAAUCAUUGGCGCUUCAAGUGUCAUGUCCAAGGCUGUUACGAGUCGUUUCCAACCGAAGAAGUUCAGCAGGACCACGAGGCCGAAAUACACUACUACUGUGAACCUUGUAACCGAACCUUUAUCUCUUACAACAACAUCAGGAUGCACCAAAACUCGCGCAUCCACCGCGGUCUCGACGUUCCAUGCCCCCAUUGCAAGAAGAACUUCGUAGCCGCCACCGGCCUUUCACAUCACAUAGAGAGUGGAUCCUGCCCGGGGGCCCCAAGUUCAAACCGAGAUCUAGUUUUCAGAAGAAUCCGAUCCAAAGAUACGAACCACAUAAUAUCUAAUAAGCUCCCCGGUUGGGACGGCUCUCCCCGCUACCAGGCCACGGCGUUAGCGUGGAACGGAAAGGCGUUCGAGUGCUAUCUAUGCCACAACACGUACAAGCACCUCCAGUAUCUGAAUCAGCAUCUCAGCUCUCCUAUACAUCAGCAGAAUCUCUACCAUUGCCCUAAGCCUGGGGCCUGCGGUCUUCUAUUUACCACUCUUGCUGGUCUGAUGAAUCAUCUCGAGAGUGAAUCUUGCGGCUACACCAAGUUUGAAAACGUCCAGAGAAGUUUUGAACCUAUCGUAUAUUCUAACCAGCCACCUAGCUAUCAAGCGGGAUGGUGGUAUUGA
This is a messenger RNA of Annulohypoxylon maeteangense, 819 nucleotides long. RefSeq lists its product as uncharacterized. Bases 1 to 819 code for a protein of 272 amino acids. Gene Ontology annotation, cellular component: nucleus. The transcript has 3 exons. NCBI's taxonomy places the organism in Eukaryota, Fungi, Ascomycota, Sordariomycetes, Xylariales, Hypoxylaceae. The record is from RefSeq and is a predicted model, not a curated record. Gene Ontology annotation, biological process: regulation of transcription by RNA polymerase II. Gene Ontology annotation, molecular function: RNA polymerase II transcription regulatory region sequence-specific DNA binding; DNA-binding transcription factor activity, RNA polymerase II-specific.